AUGAAUAUCUACACAUUUUCUUCGCUUCUCCUUUUCCUAGGAGUGAGCUUCGCGCAGCAGCUUCGCUAUGAACCUCUGAGAAACAGGGGACGAGAUGAAGAUGCCAGCCUGUGGUCGCAGGGAACGGACACAUAUGUCCGUGCUCACGGUCUGAGCUUCGAGUGGCUUGAAGUACCGACGCAAGACGACGUCACGAUCAGAGUUCAUCACCUCUGGAACCCCAGAGUCAAUGGAACCAUGAUCCCAGUGCUAAUGGCUCAUUCUCUCCUUGUGAGUGGCGAUGUCUUCCUCCUGAAUAAGCCGGAACAAAGCUUUGCAAUGAUCCUGGCAAACAACGGUUACGAUGUAUAUAUCAUCAACUUCCGAGGUUCUUCGUAUAGUCCGUUGACUAGAGAUGAAUUCGUGAACUCCACUCUGGACGACAACAUAUUCAAAGACUUUCCCGCAACGAUCGAUUUCGUACUGCAAAGGACAAACCAGGAAACUCUCAAUAUAGUCGCCUAUUCGAAAGGCGCAUAUGUUUCUCUCGGACUCCUCGCCAACAAGCCCGAGUACAACCAGAAAGUUCGACUUCUCAUCCUCAUGUGCCCUGUGACUGCGAUCACAAAACCGGUCGCCCUCAUUAGCAGCCUGAUGGGCGUAUUGGAAGUCGCCAUCAAGACUUUCGGAAUUCCGCUCUCAGACAUUGUAGACUCAAAUUUUUACUUCGGAAUUUUCCGCUUACCCGGAGUACCCCGUGCCAUCGACCUUCUCGGUCACCUUUUGCCUAUUGGGACCCGGUGCGUUUACAACGCUCUGUUGACAGGGACCAUAGACUGCAUCAGCCCCCUCAACUUCGACAUCGACCUAAUUGAGAAAGUCUUCAUUCGCGGCGUUCCCGAUGGCGUUAAAACGCGUGAAUUGAUUCAAUUCACUCAAAACUCUCGAAGCGAGCAGUUCCAAUCGUAUUCGCCAUCUUGGUACGAUAGGAGUCUCGGAAAUAUUCUUGGCAGCGUUCCAGAGGCCCUGGCCCAUGUGGUGUAUGUCCGAGAAAAUCUGGAUAAUGUGGAGGAGUACGACUUGAGCGCUGUGACAGCCCCGGUGGCCAUACUCCAAGCGAAUCACGAGGUAUUCAGCCAACCGCAGGAUUACCGAAGAAUCCGGAACUCACUCUGCUCGAACAUCAUCGGGGGGCGGCUCAAUCCUGAUAAAUACGUGUUCGCGGUCACCGAUCCGAAUUUCGCACACACGGACCCCACGGUCGGUACACGCAGCGAUGAAGUUUACGGCAACGCCUUCUACAUGAUAAUGCGCGAGAACGACUUGUCGCUCGACAGUUCCCAGGGGGACGUCCUUGGUUACUUGGACCCUGAUUUCAGUCAUCUCGCCUCUCAGACUUGCGAAUCUUCCCCAGCUUCAUGA
Messenger RNA from Galendromus occidentalis (western predatory mite), 1401 nucleotides. RefSeq names its product gastric triacylglycerol lipase. Lineage: Eukaryota; Metazoa; Arthropoda; Arachnida; Mesostigmata; Phytoseiidae. The coding region runs from base 1 to 1401 and encodes 466 amino acids. The record is from RefSeq and is a predicted model, not a curated record. The transcript has 7 exons.